AUGGUUGGGAGACGAUAUUUCAGGAUCCUAUUGGCUAUGGCCGCUGCCAUGGUCAUAGUGGUUCUUAUAGCCACGUCUUCCGAAGCGCUGGUCAAAUCGUGGGCUCCGUCACGGGAAUCUUUGACCGUAAGUAAUCUCUUUGCUCCGAAAAAAGGCGAAAAAGAUGGCUCUACGAGAGUGAAACAAACGGUUUCCGAAGAGGUAACCACCGACAUUGACUCUAUAACACCGGGACCGGUGGAUACAGGGGACGAGGGCUUUCCUUUGAGCAAGGAAUAUCGCAGUAACGGAGUUUUCAGUGCCAAUCCAUUGAAAACUUUCACUGAUCCUCAUACGUUGAUCGUUGGAAAGUCAGCAGACUACACAUUUAGCGAGGAAUCGAUGUGUAAGAGUCUUCAAUACGAAAGAUCGUUGAUGUACACACAACAAAAAUUCCUCAAUGCUGAUUACGAAACUUUGCAAGCAGCAUUGGCGAGCAAUGAGAAUUAUUCACAGCUUUUGGCGGAGGCCAACAAGAAAUUCAAACCGUCGAUACCUGCAGAAAAACAGUGGCAUCGAUUUGCGGGCUCAUCAGUGUGGCUCCCUCAAUAUGGCUUGCACUUUAUGGUGAGUCGAGUGAUGUGGUCACCUUCAGGGAUCCCCAAUAAGGCAUUUGCGAGUUUCUUAUACGUGCAACUCUUUGAUAAAAAUUGGGAAGAGGUACCCGAGACUCAUCUCAAAGUUCCUUACGAAGAGAUAGUCACGAAAUCAGUCAUCAAUGCUGAUGGAACCAAAUCUGAGUUGACGUUGGACACGAAGCAAUCAACCAGAAACAUCAAGUUUCCCUCCUUCUUACCCAUUUCCUUUGACUACCACAUGCACGUUGAUAAUGGCAAAUACUACUGGGGACCUGAAGAUCCUCGGAUCAUUGGACGUACGAACAGCCAAGGAGAGGUCGAGCCCAUCAUUGUGUUCAAUAUGAAAAAUCACAAGUUAGUGAAGAGAGUGAUGCACUCGUACAAGCCAUUUUCCGACGACCUUCAGAUCUUAAAGAGAAGAUCAGGAAAAUUUGGAUACAUCGAGAAAAACUGGACACCAUUUUUUGGAAGACAAUGUCAAAAUGAAGAAAAGAUCAAUUUUGUUUCAAGUAUGGACCCACUUGAAGUGAUGACUUGCUCGCUUGAAGACGGCUUGUGUGACCCAUUGUACGAGAAUACCAAGGUACCAGGUCCCUUGCGUGGGGGUACCCAGCUCAUGGAGCUUCCUAUAGACGACCAAGUUCCUGAGCACGUCCGGAAUUUAUAUCAAUUUCCUGAGAACAGAAAGGUAUUUGUCGGGUGGGCACGGACACAUCUUAAGGAAUGUGGAUGCGGAGAAUCGAUGUACAGACCCAACCUCAUUGUGUUCAUCGAAGACUACAACCCAGAGACAAAGAAGUAUUACUACAAAGUAGCGGACGUUUCAGAAUACUUUGACUUUGACAUUACGGCGCCAGAAUGGUACAUGCCUAAAAUACUGUCCGAUGGUACAUUAAUUGAACCCGAACCAAAGCAAUGUGUGGGCAGAAGUGUUCUCAUCCCCAAUUCCAUUGCUUACUGGGGAAUUAGUGCGAUCCUCAAGAACAAUGUUCUGUAUCGUCGCCAAUUCUACUCUGUAAUUCCUACCGACGAAGAGAUUGCAGACAAAACUGCUGGCAAGGUAAUGAAGCAAGAAUACAAAAGAGAAGCUAUCCCCGUUGAAUUCGAAGACUACAUGGGCAUCACCCUCUCUGGUGGUGACAUUGAUGUCAGCAUUGUCCAUGUGAGGGGAUUGCUCGACUAUAUUCUCAAUAUUCCUUCAUUAUUUGACGAAGCCACUGUCAUCACUUCAGACGAUAAGUUCCAGCAACGCGGCUUUGACUACAACAAUAUUUGUGCGGCAAAAGCAAGUCAAGAAUAUUGUGUGCGAUUUGCUGAGGCUCACGGAGGGGUUACAGAAUACAAAAAGAAGGACUAA
Messenger RNA from Meyerozyma guilliermondii ATCC 6260, 1974 nucleotides. RefSeq names its product Bmt7p (gene BMT7). Lineage: Eukaryota; Fungi; Ascomycota; Pichiomycetes; Serinales; Debaryomycetaceae. Gene Ontology annotation, molecular function: mannosyltransferase activity. The record is from RefSeq and is a predicted model, not a curated record. Bases 1 to 1974 code for a protein of 657 amino acids. The transcript has a single exon.